ACGCAGUUCUUUGGCGACAAGAACAACCUGAUGCUCGAUGGCAGCCGCCGUGGGACACAACGUGACUUCUGCCUGCUGAGGCGGUACCGGGUCCGGGCUCCUUCGUCCAGAGCUCUCCCAGUGACAUCCAGUCGGGACAGAGGAUCCGGCUCCGAGGGCGCUGUGUUACUGACCUGUCUGUGUCUGUUGUGAUGAGCCUGGAUGGAAGCUAAGGUGAGCUCACGUGUGAUCUGAUCCAGCUUCAACACUCUAGAUCUGCACUUGCAUUUAAAAAAAGAAAUACCACACUUGCUUUACCGAGAGCAUAACAGCAGGGGCUGCACUUGCUGAUUUUGGGAACCUAACUAUAUGAAAUAAUGGCUAGUUAUAAACCUGUAGUGGUUCAGUCAUUUCCCAAGCUUGGUGAGAAAAUCACACAAGAUACUUUGUAUUGGAAGAAUUACAAGACUCCUGUUCAAAUAAAGGAAUUUGGUGCAGUGAAUAAAAUUGACUUCUCUCCAAUUCCUCCACAUAAUUAUGCUGUCACGGCCUCUUCAAGGAUCCAUAUUUAUGGUCGGUACUCUCAGGAGCCGAUCAAAACGUUCUCUCGCUUCAAAGAUGCUGCUUAUUGUGCUACAUAUAGAGAUGAUGGCAGGCUGCUUGUUGCUGGCAGUGAAGAAGGUGUCGUUCGGCUAUUUGAUAUCAGUGGAAGAGCAGCACUGAGGCAAUUUGAUGGUCACACUAAAGCAGUACACGUAGUGGACUUUCUGUCUGAUAAAUACCGUAUAUUCUCUGGUGCUGACGACUAUACUUCGAAGUUGUGGGAUAUUCCAAGUGCAACAGAAAUUGUGUCAUACAGCGAGCAUACGGAUUAUGUGAGAUGUGGCUGUACAAGUAAACUGAACACAGAUCUUUUUGUAACAGGUUCAUACGAUCACACUGUGAAAGUAUUUGAUGUACGGACAGAAAAAAGUGUUAUGACUGUAGAGCAUGGACAGCCUGUGGAGAGUGUUGUUCUCUUCCCUUCUGGGGGUCUUCUAGUCUCUGCAGGAGGCCGGUAUGUUAAAGUCUGGGACAUUCUAAAAGGAGGGCAAUUACUAGUAUCGCUGAAAAAUCACCAUAAAACUGUAACCUGUUUAUGCCUCAGUAGCUCUGGGCAAAGGCUGCUCUCAGGAUCAUUAGACAGGCAUGUGAAGGUUUACAGUACAACCUCCUACAAAGUAGUCCACAGCUUUGAUUAUGCUGCAUCAAUUCUGAGUCUUGCAUUGGCUCCUGAAGAUGAAACUAUAGUUGUAGGUAUGACCAAUGGGGUACUAAAUGUGAGACACAGAAAACACGAAGAAAGCAAAGAACGUUUUCCAAAGAAGAAACGGCCAGGAUACAGAACCUUUGUAAAAGGAAGAAACUACAUGCCGAAGCAGGAGGAUUUCUUUGUCAGUAAACCUGUGAGAAGUCACUUGAAAAAGUAUGACAAACUACUAAAAAGCUUCCAGGUAUCCAAGGCUCUUGAUGUAGUACUUGAGGCCCGUAACAGGACGCCUGAAAUUACAGUUGCAGUCAUGCAGGAGCUAAAUCGCAGAGGAACACUGAAAAAUGCACUUGCAGGACGAGAUGAAACACAACUUAGCAUCCUCCUGGCUUUCUUGAUAAGGUAUGUGGUUGAGCCAAGAUUUGCCCCUAUGCUGAUAAAAGUUGCAGAAAUGAUUAUUGAUAUUUAUCUCCCUGUGGUUGGACAAUCGGCAGUCAUUGAUAAACAAUUCUUAAGACUCCAAGAGAUCAUAGAAAAAGAAAUUGAUUACCAGGCGGAACUACUUGAAGUUUUGGGAAUGAUGGAUGCACUGUUUGCUACCAUGACGAGGAAAAAGGCCACUUCUCUAGAGGAGAACAAAACUCAUGGUAUUUUGAGGGUUCCGGAACAAGCUACAAGUAACUAACUGUCUAAUUCCAUACGUCAUAUUUGUGGAAAAUUCAUUGGAUUUAAAAAUCUACGAAGCUUUCCCCAGAUAACUUUUUUUCUGUAGCAGCUUUCAAAAUACUACUUUGCUUCAGGAAAUGGAAACGACUCCUGCAGGAUGUGUUUUGAAGAGACUGAAUUAAUGAUGACAGAAAGAGCGGACCCUUUCAAGACAGACUUUCCAUGUAAUUUUUUGACCACAAAGAUUUUAAAGUUUUAUUCCAAAGCUAUUUAACUACUAAAAUACAUCUUGUGGAUCAGUACAAAGUGAGACUUUGUUCCUCCAAAUACGUCUAUGAACUUCAUUUUAUAUUGCUCCUCUUUUCUCCUCUUCUUCCCCCCCCCCCCCCAAAAAAAAGAUUGUUUAACUUUAAUAUACAUCAAUCCUGUAAGAAUUGGUAUAUCUCAAAUCUCAGGUACUUGGCCACAGGAAUAAAACCAAGUAUGACUUUGACAUA
Messenger RNA from Chrysemys picta bellii (western painted turtle), 2391 nucleotides. RefSeq names its product UTP15 small subunit processome component (gene UTP15). Gene Ontology annotation, molecular function: protein binding. The record is from RefSeq and is a predicted model, not a curated record. NCBI's taxonomy places the organism in Eukaryota, Metazoa, Chordata, Testudines, Emydidae. Gene Ontology annotation, cellular component: nucleolus. Gene Ontology annotation, biological process: rRNA processing; positive regulation of transcription by RNA polymerase I.